This is a messenger RNA of Macrosteles quadrilineatus (aster leafhopper), 587 nucleotides long. RefSeq names its product peptidoglycan-recognition protein LB-like. Gene Ontology annotation, molecular function: N-acetylmuramoyl-L-alanine amidase activity; zinc ion binding; peptidoglycan binding. The record is from RefSeq and is a predicted model, not a curated record. Lineage: Eukaryota; Metazoa; Arthropoda; Insecta; Hemiptera; Cicadellidae. Gene Ontology annotation, biological process: peptidoglycan catabolic process; innate immune response. The transcript is spliced from 4 exons. Bases 96 to 551 code for a protein of 151 amino acids.
ACGCUUCCCGCCGUUAUGUGCAGACGGACGGUUGCAGUCUAACCCUUGUGCCUAGGAAGGACUGGGGUGCUCGGCUUCCAAAGAGAACCCAACCCAUGUCCAACCCCGUGGACACCGUGGUUAUCCACCACACCCACAUACCAGCCAAGUGUCACACGUUGGGGAAGUGCAAGGAGGCUUUACGCUACAUACAGAACUUCCACAUGGACGAUAGAGGGUGGGACGACAUUGGCUACAGUUUUGCCAUCGGGAUGGAUCGUGUGUUCGAGGGUCGGGGCUGGAGUCGGGUUGGAGCUCACGCCCCUCCAUACAACUCUAGAAGCAUCGGUAUAGUCUUCAUCGGAGACUACACAGACGAGUUACCAUCAGAGGAUAUGUUGUGCCAAUGUCGUCAGCUGAUCAACUAUGGAGUCUCCCAAGGUUACAUACGACCUGACUAUCAGCUGAUUGGUCACAGGCAGGCGAGGUUUACAGAAUGUCCUGGAGAAAAUCUUUAUAAUCUCAUCCAAACAUGGAACCACUGGAAACCACUUCCUGUCGUCACUUCAUAGGCUCUUAAAUUGGAACAAAUACAUAUUUAUUACUUA